AAGAAGAACUCAAAAAAGAGCGGUGACUGAAGCGUAGAGGUUCAUGGUUGUGAUACUGGGAGAGCUGGAGCGAGUGUGAACAGUUUAGAGUUGAGUUACUCACAUGGCGGGAAUCAUCCAAACCCUAGUUCUCACACCUCCACCCACUAAAAUCCUGUCCUUCUCUCACCGAUUCUCCCGUUCUCCGUCCAAUCACGCCGCAUUCCGUUUCAAUUUCCGUUUCAGCCGCUCCAAUUCCACACCCGUCCGAGCCUGCCACCACUCCGAUCAGGUAGAUGGUAAUGGAAACAAAGCUGAUAAGCAUUCCGGUUCGCUCAAGGGCUUGGAUUGGGCUAAACCAUUGUCAAAUUUCGUGGCGAAUAAUUUCCUUCCUUUAGCUCUUGUUGGUGGAGUGACGUUAGGGUUUGCGUAUCCAAGCCUAGGUUGUCUUGCUGAUUCAUACUCUUUGUCAAAAUUUUCCACGUUCGGGAUUUUUAUCAUCUCAGGGUUAACCUUGCACACUGGCGAAAUUAUUGCAGCUGCAGACGCAUGGCCUGUUGGAAUCUUCGGGCUAGUCUCCAUUUUAUUAUUUACUCCAUAUUUUUCGAGGGUAAUAUUGCAACUGCAGCUCCAACCUCAAGAAUUUGUUAGAGGGCUUGCAAUAUUUUGCUGCAUGCCAACUACGUUAUCAAGUGGAGUGGCGCUUACUCAGCUAGCUGGGGCCAAUUCUGCUCUUGCUCUUGCAAUGACUGUCAUCUCUAAUCUGUUGGGAAUUUUGAUUGUCCCAUUUUCUGUAUCAAAAUUCAUAGCUGAUGGAGCUGGUUUAUCUGUUCCAACUAAGCAGCUGUUCAAAAGUCUUUUUCUCACAUUAUUGAUCCCCCUAAUCUUGGGGAAGAUUUUUCGAGAAUCUUUUGAAGGUGUUGCAGACUUCGUUGAUCAGAACCGUAAAAAACUUUCCAAGAUCAGUGCAAUCCUCCUCAGUUUAGUGCCAUGGAUGCAAGUUAGCAGGUCAAGGUCACUGCUGCUGAUGGUUAAGCCUGCAGUUUUUCUUGGGGCCGUUGGAAUGGGAGUGCUACUGCAUCUCAUCUUGUUAGCCUUUAAUGCUGUUGCUGUUAAGAGCCUCUCAGCUCUGUCUGGUGGUAGUCAAUCUGUUUUUUCCAAGAAGGAAAAUGCAAAUGCUGUUCUCCUUGUUGCAAGCCAGAAAACACUGCCUGUAAUGGUGGCUGUGGUGGACCAACUAGGUGGUGCACUUGGUGAAUCUGGUUUACUUGUUCUUCCUUGUGUUGCAGCACAUUUAAAUCAGAUUAUUCUGGAUUCUAUUCUUGUAAAUUACUGGCUUCGCAAAGAUCUCCCAACCAACAAUGCCAAGGUAUCAUGAAUAUUGGGAAUGUAGCUCAUGAUUGCGCAUUAGGGUUGCAAGUACAUAAUUAGCUUUAUUAGUUGUUAGAAACUUAGAAUAGUUCAGUUUGAUAUGUUGUAUUCAUGUUUUGUUGCAUAUAUUGUAUCUCUCAAAAAGGAGAUCUUGUGUUUUGAAUGUCA
Molecule: messenger RNA, 1518 nt
Organism: Rosa rugosa (rugosa rose)
Lineage: Eukaryota; Viridiplantae; Streptophyta; Magnoliopsida; Rosales; Rosaceae
Product: probable sodium/metabolite cotransporter BASS4, chloroplastic
Exons: 14
Coding region: 104-1357 (417 amino acids)
Cellular component (GO): chloroplast envelope
Source: RefSeq, a predicted model, not a curated record